This is a messenger RNA of Dama dama (fallow deer), 417 nucleotides long. Its product is annotated as ER membrane protein complex subunit 6-like. Gene Ontology annotation, biological process: autophagosome assembly; protein folding in endoplasmic reticulum. Gene Ontology annotation, cellular component: EMC complex; membrane; endoplasmic reticulum. The transcript has a single exon. The record is from RefSeq and is a predicted model, not a curated record. Bases 52 to 384 code for a protein of 110 amino acids. Lineage: Eukaryota; Metazoa; Chordata; Mammalia; Artiodactyla; Cervidae.
UCCAGCCCCGCGUUGCUCCACGAGAAAUCAGGCUGAGCCCGGGAGGGUGCGAUGGCCACUGUGGUGGCCAAGCGGGAAGGGCCGCCGCUCAUCAGCGAGGCCGCUGUGCGGGGCAACGCGGCUGUCCUGGAUUACUGCCGGACCUCGGUGUCGGCUCUGUCGGGGGCCACGGCCGGCAUCCUCGGCCUCACCGGCCUCUACGGCUUCAUCUUCUACCUGCUCGCCUCCAUCUUGCUCUCCCUGCUUUUAAUUCUCAAGGCGGAAAGGAGGUGGAACAAAUAUUUUAAGUCGCGAAGACCUCUCUUUAUAGGGGGCCUCAUCGGAGGCCUCUUCACCUACGUCCUGUUCUGGACAUUUCUCUACGGCAUGGUGCACGUCUACUGAAACGGGGGCAGGGAUGACAUUUUUUAAAAAAAA